Protopolystoma xenopodis is the source of this 240-nucleotide messenger RNA. The record is from the annotation of a GenBank genome assembly. NCBI's taxonomy places the organism in Eukaryota, Metazoa, Platyhelminthes, Monogenea, Polystomatidea, Polystomatidae.
AUGGCUCGUGAAUACGACGAAUUGACCUUCAAACGCCAUGAUGUCCUUGUCGUGCUGCCCUGGCAAGAUGGAUUUGAAGAGGUCAGUGAGCUGAAUUUUUUCCGACUUUGUAAAUAUCUAAAACAGAAUCAUGUUUUAUUUCUUUCUCCUAUCCCUUCAAAUAGUGUCGACCGUCAUCCCCCAGCAGGUGAUGUUAUCCCGUCCAUAAGUUGGCGGAGAGUCUCACUUGGCUCAGGAUAA